This is a messenger RNA of Symbiodinium necroappetens, 540 nucleotides long. The record is from the annotation of a GenBank genome assembly. NCBI's taxonomy places the organism in Eukaryota, Dinophyceae, Suessiales, Symbiodiniaceae.
AUGCAAGAGCAUUGGCACAUAUUAGCACGGUGGCUCACAGAGCGUUUCGUCGCCUGGCAGGCUGUGCCGCUACCCCCGCCGAGAUCUCUGCAGCAGAAGGAGGAUGGGCUGGGCGCCUCCGUACCCGAGGACCAGGUCGGCAGCAAAAGGCGGAGAGAGCAGGAUUCCGGCAAGGGGCUGCCUCUGCGGCAAGGGGAACCUGAUCCGUCGAUGGGGCAAGGUCCCGUGAGCAAAUUUGCCAUGAAGGGUGCAAAAGGCCCAGCGCAAGAAGUUGCGGCCAUGGGCAAGUCUGCACCAAAAGGCGGCCCUCCUGCUGACCCCAGCCAUGCCAGCGCAGCUGCCAGCCGCUUUUCGACAAAGGGGCUGCCUGGCAAGCGCAGCCCUGAAGAUUUUGGUCACUUCCAGGACCAAGGCCGGACGGCGAGCAAGUGGCAGGCACCUGCAGACGUGGGCAAAGGCAAGGGGCAACAACGGCCAGAGGGUGGCAAACCCGGUGGUUGCGUUGCACGGAAGUUCGCCGGCAAAGGAGCCGAGAGGUAA